AUGGGAGAGGAGAUCGCAAUGUAUCGCAACAAGCAAAAGUCGAAUAAGGCGCAUGAGGAGAUAGUGGUAGAGGCAUCGACCUUUGUGGCGAUGGGGAUACAUCCAGUCGUGCUUUCUGCAUGGGAGACGCACGAAGGGAUUGUCGCGUAUGUGUAA
Molecule: messenger RNA, 156 nt
Organism: Peronospora matthiolae
Lineage: Eukaryota; Oomycota; Peronosporomycetes; Peronosporales; Peronosporaceae
Source: the annotation of a GenBank genome assembly